This is a messenger RNA of Salvelinus fontinalis (brook trout), 6622 nucleotides long. Its product is annotated as voltage-gated potassium channel subunit beta-1-like. Lineage: Eukaryota; Metazoa; Chordata; Actinopteri; Salmoniformes; Salmonidae. The transcript is spliced from 14 exons. Gene Ontology annotation, biological process: potassium ion transport; transmembrane transport; negative regulation of delayed rectifier potassium channel activity. Gene Ontology annotation, molecular function: voltage-gated potassium channel activity; transmembrane transporter binding; potassium channel regulator activity. Gene Ontology annotation, cellular component: juxtaparanode region of axon; voltage-gated potassium channel complex; extrinsic component of cytoplasmic side of plasma membrane. The record is from RefSeq and is a predicted model, not a curated record. Bases 1106 to 2326 code for a protein of 406 amino acids.
UCAGCUCUGUCCCUUCCAUCCACACUGUGUUCUCCUCUCUCUGUGUGUCGCUAGUGAGGAAACUGUGGUCAUUUCAGCCAGUCAUUUAGAGGCAGCAGCCUGUCUCUCUCUUUCAAUCACUCCCUCGCUCACUCUCACACUCACCACCAUGCAUUCCUUCUCGGCUCCUCACUCCCCCUCUCAUUGUACGCCUGUCCUUUCCUUCCAGAAGAGAGGGAUCAUGCUUCGUCCUUUUCCCUCCUCCUCCUUCUCCUCCUCCUCUUCUUCACUUCCUCACUAUCAUUCUGGGGUCUCUGUAUCAAACGGAGCACGUUUUCCUUCUGAGCAGAGCAUUGGAAGCUGUCCCUCUCUUCUCGGCACGGGGGACUUUUAGAAGCGGGAUUUCCUGGGCUAGAAAGCCUGCACAUCAGCUCUCUACACUACCAGAGGUCCUGGUGGGAUGCAAGUCUUAGUGGGACUCCUGCUUUCCUCACGGGACAGCUCGCUUCUCCUCGAAGUUGAAGGACAAUCCAAGAAUCUCUUCAUUCUUUUAAUCUCCGAACGCUGUAGAUAUCUGGCUCGGUGUAAGAAUGUUUUUCUCCGCAUGUGGCAGUGUGUAGAUUUGGAAGACUGAAGAUUUAGGUCUGUGUGUGAGAGAGCGAAAGUGUUUGUGUUGGUCUGUUAAGAUCUGGUUGCGAGUGUGUACGAGAUUCUGUGUGUGAGCGAGUCUGUGUGUGGCUGUGUGUGUUGCUCUGUAUGCAGUGCAGUCCGCUCCCACUCCUGGUUCUUGACUGGAGGGUUUAGCCGACGCUGGAGGGUGAAGGAGACCCCUCCACUGCAGUCCCCUGCUCCCGGAGAACCUCCUCCGUGACACAGACUAGCCCGAGAAGAGGAGGGAAGAGAAAGAGAAGGGAGAGAGAGCCAGGUAUAACAAACAGAAGAGAAAGAGGUAGAAUGAGAGGGGACUUUUCGACAAAACAGUGAAGUGCAUGACCACUAAAGGAGACAAAAACCACUUCAGGAGAGACAAAGACACUACAGACACAUACAACCCAGUGAAGACUGGAGCAAGGCUGGCAAGCAGCCCCAGCAGCCCACCACCACCACCGACAGUACAGCCACCACCAUGCAGGUGUCGUUUGCAUGUUCGGACCAGGACGGAGGAAGAGGAGGGCUGAGGCCCCCGGGGAAUGGAGGGCACAGCAAGCAGAAUGCCACCAGUGCAAACACAGCCAGCCAGGCGCGGGCACGCUUCCGUACGGUGGCCCUCAUCGCCCGCAGCCUGGGCUCCUUUACCAACCGCUACCACCACAACCUUAAGGAAUCCACCGCCAAGCUCACUGGCAUGAAGUACCGGAACCUGGGGAAAUCAGGCCUGCGUGUCUCCUGUUUGGGCCUCGGUACUUGGGUAACGUUUGGAGGUCAGAUUUCAGAUGAGGUGGCUGAGCAGCUGAUGACCAUCGCCUACGAGAACGGGGUCAAUCUCUUCGACACAGCCGAAGUUUACGCUGGGGGGAAAGCCGAGAUAAUCCUGGGGAACAUCAUCAAGAAAAAGUGCUGGAGGAGGUCGAGUCUGGUGAUCACCACCAAGCUCUACUGGGGAGGGAAAGCGGAGACAGAGAGAGGACUCAACAGAAAGCACAUAAUUGAAGGUCUGAGGAGCUCUCUACAGAGGAUGCAGCUGGAGUAUGUGGAUGUGGUGUUUGCCAACCGGCCCGACAGCAACACCCCCAUGGAGGAGAUCGUGAGGGUGAUGACCCAUGUGAUCAACCAGGGUAUGUCCAUGUACUGGGGAACAUCACGGUGGUCUGCCAUGGAGAUCAUGGAGGCGUACUCUGUGGCUAGGCAGUUUAACCUGAUCCCUCCGGUGUGUGAGCAGGCCGAGUAUCAUUUCUUCCAGAGGGACAAGGUGGAGACACAGCUGCCUGAGCUCUACCACAAGAUAGGUGUGGGUGUGGUAUCCUGGUCGCCUCUAGCCUGUGGAAUCAUCACUGGGAAGUAUGAGAAUGGUAUCCCAGAAUGCUCCAGGGCCUCCAUGAAGCCGUAUGCCUGGUUGAAGGAGAAGAUAGUGAGUGAGGACGGGAGGAAACAACAGGCCAAGCUGAAGGAGCUGACUACCAUCUCUGAGAAGCUGGGUUGCACUCUGCCACAACUAGCCAUCGCCUGGUGCCUGAGGAAUGAAGGAGUGAGCUCAGUGUUGCUGGGAACAUCCAACCCCAUCCAGCUUGCAGAGAACCUGAGGGCCAUGGAGGUCAUUCCAAAGAUGACAGCAGGCAUUGUCACAGAGAUUGACCACGUCUUGGGAAACCGACCGCACAGUAAGAAGGACUUUCAUCAAGCACAUUAGGAUAGAACCAUUUUACAGAACUGUGAUUGAUAGGCCUAAUCUGGACAAGUUCUCAUCAAUGGCACCUCCAGUGUGUGCCCAACCCUGUUCUUGUGUAUGUGUGUGUGUUCUGCACAGCUCCUCCUCCUGCCUCAUCUGUAUGAAGAACAAUCUGUACUCAAUGUUGUUAACUGAGAGCUCUACUUGACAAAGCAUGCAUGCCACAGCUCUGCUACAGUGCAGACAGUUUAAACUUGCCUAAACAAUCAUCGUUAUCAAGAUGUGCUCAUAAAAAAAAAUCACACAAUUUCUUGAAUGGGGUCCAUCUGUUUGUAAAAGUAGUCUUUCUCUUGAUUUGAGAGCAACUUCCUCUGUCUUUGUAACGUCAGAGGAUAGUGUAUAGUGCAUUUCAAACAAUGAUUCAUCCUCAGAGACACCAAUGAGCUUUAAAAGCAUGUCUGCAAUACAUUUUUAGACAGGCAUGGAUCAGGGGAGGUUAAUCAUAAUCCCAAGCCACGAAAUAUCCCUUUGAGUAUGGUCAAGUAUGGUAAUUCAUCUCUGGAUGGUGUAUCAUAUCACCCAGACACUGCAAAGAUCUGGCCACCCUUCCUAAAUGUGCUGUGGCCGAGAAUGGAAAACUGCUCAGGGAUAUCACUAUGAGACUAAAAGACGUACAUGGAUCAACAACAUCACAUUCACUCCAUAUUACUGGCAUGUCUGACAAAGUAAAAAGAAGGAAGCCUGUGCUAAAACAUCCAUUCUAAAUCAUCCAUCCAAUUUGCAACAAGGCCAUUAAGUAAUACUGCAAUACAUCAUGGCAAAGAAAUUCACUUUUUGGCCUAAAUAAGAAAACGUUUGGGGCAAAUCCAACGCGACACAUCACAGAGUAAAAACCUCUGUAUUUCCAAGUAUUGUAGUGGCAGUAUCAUGUUAUGGGUAUGCAUGUCACCGGCAAUAUCUGGGGAGUUUGUCCAGAUCAAUAUAAAUGGAGCAAAGGAAAUCUAAAAUUUUACAGGAAAACAUGCCUCAUUCCUCUGAAGACCUAACACUAGGAUAUAAUUGUAUUCUUCAGAAGGAAAUUUAUAUGAAUUUUAAGGCCAAAAACACUCCAGAAUGGCUUUCGAAUAGAUGUUUAGUGUUCCUUAGUGGUCCAGUCUCAGUCCUGACUUGGCCUAAAUCUGCUUUAAAAUCAGAGACAAGAUUUGAAUAUUGCUAAUACAUCAAUAAUUCCCAACCAAGUUGACUGAGCUUGAGCAAUUUUGACAAACACAAUGUAUAUACGUUGCCCUAAAACUUGUACAAAGUUGGUGGAAUCUUAUUCAAAAUGAGUCAUAGCAGUAACUGCUGCCAAUAGUGCAUCCACCAAGAGCUAUGCAAUCAAGGUAUCUUUGCUUCUUAUUUUUUAAUCCAUUUAGACAUUUUCUAUGCAUCUCCUUUCACUUUGAAAAUGUGUGUAGAUUGUCUAGAUCAGCAGGAAAACAAAAAUCCUAUUUAAUCCCGUUUCAGAUUUAAAUUCAAGGCAGCAAAAUCUGAAGACUGUACAAGCGGUGCGUAGGUUUUUACUAGGCACUGUACAUGACUUAAGUGACAACGCGUGCCAAUAUAUCCUCCAAACACCGGCUUCGAGGACAUUAUCACUAUUAUCACAUAUUCCAGUAAUGAUUGACAUAUUUUCAUAAAAAAAUAUAUUUUUAACAUCAUUGAUUUAGUUGGUGGUAACUUGUGGAAUAGACACUGGCUGGAAUGCGGUUUUAACCAAUCAGCAUUCAGGAUUAGACCCACCCAUUGUAUAAAUGUCAACAUUCUAUGGCAGCCAUGUUAGCACCUCAUUAACAUUGCAUGGGGAAUAUUUAAAUUAACUGAAUGUCUAGAGUUACAACAAUAUUCAAAAAAGUGUCCUAACUCUCUAUAUACAGUGGCAAGAAAAAGUAUGUGAACACUUUGGAAUGACCUGUAUUUCUGCAUAAAUUUGUCAUAAAAUUUGAUCUGAGCUUCAUUUAGGUCACAACAAUAGACAAACACUGUUUACUUAAACUAAUAACACACAAACAAUUAUACUUUUUCAUAUCUUUAUUGAACAAACUGUGUAAACGUUCACAGUGCAGGGUGGGAAAAGUAUGUGAAUCCUUGGAUUUAAUAACUGGUUGACCCUCCUUUGGCAGCAAUAACCUCAACCAAACGUUUUCCGUAGUUGCGGAUCAGAGCUGCACAACGGUCAGGAGGAAUUAUGGACUAUUCCUCUUUACAAAACUGUUUCAGUGUCUGGUGUGAACUGCUCUCGAGGUCAUACCACAGCAUCUCAAUGGGGUUGAGGUCAGGACUCUGACUGGGCCACUCUAGAAGGCGUAUUUUCUUCUGUUGAAGCCAUUCUGUUGUUGAUUUACUUCUGUGUUUUGGGUCAUUGUCCUGUUGCAUCACCCAACUUCUGUCGAGCUCCAAUUGCGGACAGAUAGCCUAACAUUCUCCUGCAAAAUGUCUUGAUAAACUUGGGAAUUCACUUUUCUGUUGAUGAUAGCAAGCUGUCCAGGCCCUGAGGCAGCAAAGCAGCCCCAAACCAUGAUUCUCCCUCCACCAUACUUUACAGUGGGGAUGAGGUUUUGAUGUUGGUGUGCUGUGCCUUUUUUUCUUCACACAUACUGUUGUGUGUUCCUUCCAAACAACUCAACUGUAGUUUAAUCUGUUCACAGAAUAUUUUGCUGGUAGCGCUGUGAAACAGCCAGGUGCACCUUUGCAAUCUUCAGACGUGCAGCAACGUUUUUUUGGACAGCAGUGCCUUCUUCCGUGGUGUCCUCCCAUGAACACCAUUCUUGUUUAGUAUUUUACGUAUCGUAAACUCGUCAACAGAGAUGUUAGUAUGUUCCAGAGUUUUCUGUAAGUCUUUAGCUGACAGUCUAGGAUUCUUCUUAACCUCAUUGAGCAUUCUGCGCUGUGCUCUUGCAGUCAUCUUUGCAGGACGGCAUCUCCUAGGGAGUAGCAACAGUGAUUAACUUUUUCUCCAUUUAUAGACAAUUUGUCUUACCAUGGACUGAUGAACAUCAAGGCUUUUAGAGGUACUUUUGUUACCCUUUCCAGCUUAAUCGUAGGUCUUCUGAGAUCUCUUUUGUUCGAGGCAUGGUUCACCUCAGGCAAUGCUUCUUGUGAAUAGCAAACCCACAUUUUGUGAGUCUUUUUUAUUGGGUAAGGCAGCUCUAACCAACAUCCCCAAUCUCUUCUCAUUGAUUAUACUCCAGGUUCGCUGACUCCUGACUCCAAUUAGCUUUUGGUUGGCCUAGGGGUUCACAUACUUUUUCCAACCUAUACUGUGAAUGUUUAAAUGAUGUAUUCAAUAUAGAGAAGAAAAUUAUAAUAAUUUGUGUUUUAUUAGUUUGUCUAUUGUUGUGACAAAUUUGCUGACCAAUUUAUACAGAAAUCCAGGUAAUUCCAAAGGGUUCACAUACUUUGUCUUGCCACUGUACAUGGCUCUGGGUACACCCAGCUGUUCUGCAUUCUGUAGAAGCCAAAGUGAACCCUCUCUCUAUCCAUCCUGCUGACCUCUGUAGACUACAGUAGGACAUUUUGAGGAAAAACUAUUGGACAGAGGACUGUGUUCCUGUCUUCAGAGUGAUUGACAGUGGCAUGUGCGAAUGAUCUCUACUGUCCGUGAUGGUCAGUUAUGGCUGAGCCCUUCCUACCCUACGACCUGGGUGCUUACCUAGCCCUGCAUUGUUGUUGUGAUAAUGAACUCUUUGGUACAUGAUGAGAUCUUUCGUUUUUUUUUGCAUCAUGAUGCUAAAAUACCAACAGAGGUGUUGGGUUGAAUAUUUCAAAUUCAAAACAUUUGUAAUGACUGUUAACUCAUUUAAUUUUUUCAAUGCUGGACAGCAGAACACACUAUUGGAAUACUAUUUUCAUAGGAUCUUCCCAUUUCUCUGGAUCGUCUCUUCUGCUGACAGAUAUUGAACUCAUGUACGUAGUACAAAGCACGUACAGAAACAUUAAAACAUGUAUAUUAAUAUAUAUUUUAUUUUUUUUAACCCAUUUUUGUCCAUAAUUUCGAUCUUGUCAAAUCGCUGCAACUCCCCAGCCUGCUUGGGAGGCGAAGGUCGAGUCCUCCGAAACAUGACCCGCCAAACCACGAGAAGCAUUUUCAUUUUAUCCAAGUUAUUAGCUGUCCCCUUUAUCAUUGCAGCAGGGCUAAAACUGAAUACAAUGUCUGUUCAAAUGUAAAAUUGUAUAAUGAGAUUAUGUUAGUGGUUGAGUUUUGAGUCAAGACUGUAUUUGUUAUUGUUGUUGUUAAUUUGUACAUAUAUUAAUAAAUAUCCAGUGUGAACAAUGGUA